This is a messenger RNA of Phytophthora infestans T30-4, 1206 nucleotides long. RefSeq lists its product as uncharacterized. The coding region runs from base 1 to 1206 and encodes 401 amino acids. The record is from RefSeq and is a predicted model, not a curated record. NCBI's taxonomy places the organism in Eukaryota, Oomycota, Peronosporomycetes, Peronosporales, Peronosporaceae. The transcript has a single exon.
AUGAGGCGUGGCCGUUCGGACUCUGGCGACGAGUGCGAGUUCUUCCGGCUGCCGUGUAUGCUGCUGGUGGAGUUUCUUGAUCUACGCGAGGCCAUCAACUUGCUAAAUACGAGUCGCUGGCUGAAAUAUGACCGUGUGUUGACGGCGACAGCACUGGAGAAGACGCGCUACGCCCAACAUUUCCACCAAAAAUGCGCCGCCGACUGGUGGCAUCUAACGCCGGCAUGGCAGGCAGGCGAGCGUCUGCUGGAGAGCGAUUGGGACGAGGAGGAGGACGCAGGGCCCACAGAUGUCUGGGAAGACUGUCACGUGCGCACAGCCGCGGGUAAAGAGCUCACCUACUGGAAGGACACAGUGCGAGAUACACCCCAAUGGCAACAUGUUCCUCUGCUGUCCAUAAUCGACUUUAUGGUGACCAAACUGCUCCCUCAGAGCUACAUUUCCUUUAAAUACGCAGCCACAGUGUACACUGCCAGACCCGUGAUUGUUCGACUGCAUCCACCCGAGAGUAAAGACAAGGAAAAGAAAGACGGACAGGACGCCGCUGAACAGGAUGUUGCACGUCGAAUCAGUGGGGCUUUGGGGACUCAGAAUGGCAAAUUGACGUCGCUUUUCGGUCUCCAUUGGGAGAACAUGCACGUGGAUGUAGACACAGGCAAAGUGACCUGCGCGGUGUGUCAACUGUAUGCUGAGGAGGUGGAGAAAUACCAGACCAAAGUAGCCAAGAUGAUAAGUGAGUGGAGAGAAGCAGUGAAAGCUAAACUCCCAGACUGGAAAGAGAAGGGAAUGCAUCAGAUGGAGAUCGAUCGACGUACGUACGAGAUGCGAGAGGACAUGAUCCCGUACAGUGGCUACUUCACGUCCAACGUCGCACGUCGCCACGGCGAUAUCAUCAUUCGCCACAUUUGCUCCUACUGGACGACGCUGGAUCAUCUCCAGAUCAACACACUCGGGUAUCGAGACGCCUCGCGGCUCGUAGCAGCGUUGACCUCCGACAUCCGGAAACAGUGUCAGCACUUUUCAAAGAUCAAACAGGCCAUGACAAAAGCCUUCCCUCGUGUAGCAAGAAUCCGCUACGAAGUCGACGAACCGGAACCUUCACCUGCCACGAACUCGUGGCAGGACACCGCCGUCACCGAACUGGUCGCUGGAGUCUCCCCAUCCGGAUUUCUUUGCGGCAUGUUGUUCAUUGAGAAAAGCGUUUGA